AUGGAGGUCAUGCCUCUCGAAGUCUCUGAAAUCACUCAUCAGCACAGGCUGCUAGUCGCCCUGGGUACCAUUUCACAGCGAGCAGAAAACUAUGCUGCCAAGGGUUGCAUCUACACUCUGGAAAUUAUCGAUGUUGUACCAGAGCCUGGUCAACCAGAGACAGGCAAAAAGUUCCGUGUCUUUGGUAGGGAAGAGACUAAGAGUGGCAUCACGGCAUUGAUGGGCAUAGCUGGUCUCGUUGGUACUGCUCAAGGACAGAAAAUCAUGAUCCGUGGGUUGAGAGAAGACGGAUCGUGCUUGCCCGUUGCUUUCCUCGAUGCGCAAUGCUACAUCACAUCAAUGAAGACAUUGGCAAGUAGCAAACUCUGGAUUGCCGCAGAUGCUUGGAAAGGCCUUUGGUUUGGUGGAUUCGGCGUAAGAAACCUUGCAUGCCAGCGUUGA
Messenger RNA from Aureobasidium musti, 441 nucleotides. The record is from the annotation of a GenBank genome assembly. Lineage: Eukaryota; Fungi; Ascomycota; Dothideomycetes; Dothideales; Saccotheciaceae.